Entelurus aequoreus (snake pipefish) is the source of this 4426-nucleotide messenger RNA. RefSeq names its product prenylated Rab acceptor protein 1-like. The record is from RefSeq and is a predicted model, not a curated record. Bases 76 to 687 code for a protein of 203 amino acids. NCBI's taxonomy places the organism in Eukaryota, Metazoa, Chordata, Actinopteri, Syngnathiformes, Syngnathidae. Gene Ontology annotation, cellular component: Golgi apparatus. The transcript has 6 exons.
AGUAGAAUGUCCAACCAGCCACAUCUUUUCCGUCAACACGCUUGAAGGGAUUCGGACAACUUCAAUCUGCAGUUGAUGUCAGCUCCAAAAGGCGAGAACUGCCAGGUCGACAUGGAGAGCAAAGCUGGAGAUCUGUUCAGUGCUGAGGAUGCUCAUCCUACAGGUGGAGCUGGGAUCUUGGCCAAGCUGGGCCUCCCCAAAAGCAUCUCCCCCAGCGUGGCCAAAGAGUGGCUGGACAGGCGCCGCAUGUCCAUCCGACCGUGGGCAAGCUUCGUGGACCAGCGCAAGUUCUCCAAACCUCGCAACUUUGGCGAGCUGUGUCAGCGGGUGGUGAAAAACGUGGAGACGUUCAACAGCAACUACACCUUCAUCUUCUUGGGCCUCAUCCUCUACUGCAUAAUCAGCUCUCCAAUGUUGCUCAUUGCAUUGGCCGUGUUCCUCGGUGCCUUCUACAUCGUCCAUCUUAAAUCGCUGGAGUCGAAGCUGGUGAUCCUUGGCAAGGAACUGACUGUCCCCCACCAGAUGAGUCUAGCUGGAGCCGUUUCCUUACCUGUGUUCUGGCUGGCAGGAGCAGGCGCUGCAGUUUUUUGGGUUCUGGGAGCGACCUUGUUCGUGAUCGGCAGUCACGCCGCAUUUCGUGAGCUGGAACCUUCCGACUUGGAGGAGCUCCUCAUGGAGCCCGUAUAAGGAGCAGGACGACCUGGCUGUGGUUUCCACGUACAAUGAUAUACUUUGCUGUUACACAGGUAUCAUGGCCUAUUCUAUAUGCCGCCACUCUUAUCAUUAAAUGGGUUAGGGUUACAUUUAUACUUUGUUAUUCGCAAUUGUCGCUACGCCAAACUGCUAAGCCGGGAACACUUUCCCCAACAGAAGUGCCAUUUUUAAAGCAAUGAACACGUAAAAGUACUAUUAUGAUUCUACACAAAUGAAAAUGCAUAAUGUUGUUUUUUUUUAACGCAAACCUUUAGUUUACUUCGUAUAGAAAUGGUGCCAGUGUAUAUUCUAUAGCCAGGAAAAUGUGGAUCUUGUGCAAAUGUUCAUUCCAGCAAUUACAAAGUGAAACUAAUACAUGACAUAAGCUCAGAACAUGCGAGAUGUUUGAUAUCAUUCUGAUUAUAGCAGCUUACAGUAGGGGGGUCCGAAUGUUUGGAAUUGGGGGCCGCAUUGGAAAAAAAAAUAGAUAAAAAAAAUAUGUAUGUAUGUAUUAGGGCUGCAACUAACGAUUCAUUUGAUAAUCAAUUAAUCUGUCGAUUAUUGCUUCGAUUAAUAAUCGGAUAAAAGAGACAAACUACAUUUCUAUCCUUUCCAGUAUUUUAUUGAAAAACACCAGCAUACUGGCACCAUGUUGUGGACAUUGGGGGUGCAGCAUACACCAACAAUAACACAGAAAUGUAACUCAUCAGAACUGAAUCAGAUAUUGUUCACGUUUCUGUUGUGAAUAAUAAAGGAUUCAUUUUAGGCUGCCUCUGAAUAAUAGCAUGAAAUAUUCCAGCACCUUCAUAACGUUUAGUUAUACUAAAGCGUCACUCAAAUCUAAAUAUAUUUAUACAGCUUUAUCGAGCCCGGCUACAUUGAUCCAUUAUGAAACCAACCUGAGAUAUUUCUGUCCGUUACGUUUAUUUCCAAAUUGGUAGCCGUGCGUUUUCUCUCUCAAAACGGAGUCAAAUGUGCCGGAGACACAUUAUCAGCCCCGCGUUGCAACAAAGGGAUAACGUUAACGUUACUCACAAAAAAGCUGAACUCAUGAAUGCCUGUUGCCACUAUGGACUUAAAAAGUUACGUACCGUGAGUUCCUCCCUUCAUCCAUGGCUCCAACAUGUUUCCUUUUCAUGUGCUCCUGAAGCAAUGUUGUACUUCCGUGCCAUUUUGCAGGAAACGGUCUUCUUUGACGUCUUUAAAGUGAAGUGUUCCCACACUUUUGACGACUUAGGUCAGGGGUCGGCAACCCGCGGCUCCGGAGCCGCAUGCGGCUCCUUGACCACUCUGAUGCGGCAUACAUGCCGACCCCCCCGAUUUUCCCAGGAGAUUUAUGAAUCUCAGUGUCCCUCAUAGAUUACUCCCAGGGAAAAAAUAAUUCUAUUUACACUCUAAUUACUAAAUAAAGGGCGUGCCCUAAUUGCACUGCAGUAAUUGUCCUCUAUAGCAUUUACAUACAGCGUGCCAGUCCAGCCACAUGUUGCAUGUUGUUAUUACUUGCACACAUAGGAGACAGCAAAGCAUACUUACUCAUCAGCCACACAGCUUACACUGACGGUAGCCGUAUCAAACAACUUUAACUCUGUUACGUUACAAAUAUGCGCCACACUGUGAACCCACACCAAAAAAGAAUGAAAAACACAUUUCUGGAGAACAUCCCACCGUAACACAACACAACAUAAACACAACACAACCAUUACCCAGAAUCCCAUGCAGCCCUAACUCUUCCGGUCUACAUUAUACACCCCCGCUACCACCAAAUCCCCCCACACAUCAACCCCCCCCCCUCUCCGUGCGUUGGUUGAGCGGAAGAGUUAGGGCUGCAUGGGAUUCUGGGUAUUGGUACCGUCAGUGUAAGAUGUGUGGCUGCUGAGUUAGUAUGCCUUGCUGUCAUUUACGUGAGCAAGCUGAAAUUGCAUUCUACAUGUGGUCGAGCAGGUACACUGUUAGGGCAGACUGUAGAGGGCGCCAAAUGCAGUGUCAUCACGCUCUUAUAUACGGGAGUCUCCCGGGAAAAAUGAGAGGGUUGGCAAGUAUGACGCUAUCAAGCGCCAUUCAUUCAAAACUCGCGGGCUGCACUAACAUCAAAUUUCCACAUUAAAGUGCGUGCCGGUGCGUGUGUCUGAGACCCCUGGUUAACAUAGCACAAAGCGUUUAAGCUUUGUAUGCGGUGUUUUUCAUUUUACAUUUUAAAAAUUUUUUUGUGGCUCCCAUUACUUUCUUUAAUUUGUGAAACUUGCCAAAAUGGCUCUUUGAGUGGUAAAGGUUGCCGACCCCUGACUUGGGUCGUACACUUUUCUCCAUUGAAGUAAUGUUUCUCCGCUAAACUAUCGGUACUGUUUUCCUGCGCCAUUUUUCGAAUGUUUCCAGCAAAGGAGACGGCGUCGUCUCGUGAGCUGCACAUGACCACAUCAUUGGCUAGCUUACGCCACCUCAUGAGACGUACGCUGUUUUGUACUGUUUUUGUACUUAUUUUGAUUAUUGUUUCUCAGCUGUUUGUAAAUGUUGCAGUUUAUAAAUAAAGGUUUAUAAAACAAAAAAAAUAACCCAAAAAUUUAAAAAAAUUAUAAUAUAAAAAUAAAAGAAGCGUCCGCGCAUGCGCAUAGCAUAGUUCCAACGAAUCGAUGACUAAAUUAAUCGCCAACUAUUUUGGUAAUCGAUUUUAAUCGAUUAGUUGUUGCAGCCCUAGUAUGUAUAUAUGUAUAUAUAUAUGUACAUAUACAGUACGGGCCAAAAGUGUCGACACACCUUCUCAUUUCAAUGCGUUUUCUUCAUUUACAUGAAAACCCUUGCAGGUGACUGACUACCUCUUGAAGCUCAUUGAGAGAAUGCCAAGAGUGUGCAAAGCAGUAAUCAGAGCAAAGGGUGGCUAUUUUGAGGAAACUAGAAUAUAAAAACGUGUUUUCAGUUAUUUCACCUUUUUUUGUUAAGUACAUAACUCCACAUGUGUUCAUUCAUAGUUUUGAUGCCUUCAGUGACAAUCUACAAUGUAAAUAGUCGUGGAAAUAAAGAAAACAUAAUAUAUACAUAAUGGAUUAACAUAAUUGGAUAGUAAGAGUAUUUAAUAGUUUGACUCAUACUUUGUGACGACCUCCUUAAAGUUUUGUAAUCAAUCAGAAAUAUCAAGCGCCGAACAUGGGAAAGUAUGAAGAGAGAGUUUUGCAAGUUUCCCAUCAUGCAUUGCAGGGGAUUUAAAUGGGUGUAAUUAUGAAUUAUGUGUAGUGCUUGGACAUGUUUAAUAAUAUUAACAAAGUUCAGUGAGCAGGUUGUGUUAUGUGUGACCAUGCGUGUUGACUUUUUCUGAUAGUUUAUUUACACCAUGAGUGAGGAAGGUUGUCUGGUUUGGGCCACAAGUAAAAAUGCUGUGCUGUGGACACUUCAAGGUGGAAUUAACGGUCAAUAACUUGAAUAGUUGUCUAUUUCCACACGGUGGGUGGCAAGUUUGAAGCAAUUAUAUUGUCAUAUAUUGAAAAUGAAAUCUGAGGGCCAGAUUCCUUGAAAAUCUUGGGAAUUUUUUUUGUGUUUUUUUUUUUUUUAAUUAUAAACCAUGAUCAUCAAAAAUGAUGAGAAAUAAAGGCUUGACAUAUUUUACUUUGCAUGUCCUGAGUUUAUAUCACAUACUAUUUUCACAUUUAAAUGAACUUUAGCACAAUAUUCUAAUUUUUUGGAGUUUGACCCGAAUGCACUCAAUAUUUAACAUGUAUUUGUGUAAUAAAUAAAGUUGGGCCAU